AGGUGUUUCGAUUGAGUGGUUUGGGCAUCAUGGCCGCCGAUUCUGGAGAUACUAUUUUCGGGAAAAUAAUUCGCAAAGAAAUUCCCUCCGAUUUUCUUUACGAAGACGACCAGUGCAUUGUGAUCAAAGACAUAAGUCCACAAGCUCCUGUUCAUCUUUUGGUUAUUCCAAAAAAACCGAUCAUUGGUCUCUCAAAAGCAGAUGAAUCUGAUAAACAGCUUCUUGGUCAUCUGUUAAUUGUUGCUAAAAAAGUUGCUGCUAGCCAAGGUUUGGACAAUGGGUAUCGUGUGGUGAUUAAUGAUGGAUCGGAUGGCGGUCAGACUGUCAUGCAUCUACAUAUACAUGUGCUUGGAAAACGACAGCUCGUCUGGCCACCGGGAUAAAUCCUUUGUAAAUACAUUUUAUUAAUGUAAUGCAAUAAAACACUAAAAAAUAA
Messenger RNA from Xenia sp. Carnegie-2017, 436 nucleotides. RefSeq names its product adenosine 5'-monophosphoramidase HINT1-like. Gene Ontology annotation, molecular function: hydrolase activity. Gene Ontology annotation, biological process: purine ribonucleotide catabolic process. The transcript is spliced from 3 exons. Lineage: Eukaryota; Metazoa; Cnidaria; Anthozoa; Malacalcyonacea; Xeniidae. Gene Ontology annotation, cellular component: nucleus; cytoplasm. The record is from RefSeq and is a predicted model, not a curated record. The coding region runs from base 30 to 383 and encodes 117 amino acids.